CAAGGUCGCACCCACGAGUGUUGGAGAGUAUAAAUACGUUUGCGCUUGCACGUUUACAGUAUCAGAAUUGAAAUCUUAGACAACAAGCUCACAAGAUCGAUAGAGGCUCAUUUUGUUGGAGUUACACAGUCAAAAGAAAAUACAAAAGACAAUAGAAAAAAUGAAGCUAUCUUUGGUUUUCUUCGCUGUAGUUUUAAGUGCUGUAGUUGUGUUUAACGAAGGUAAGUUUUUACAAUACUUCAUAUGUAGUAAUAGUGUUUCGCUAUCUUGGCUUAAAAAUAAAUAAAAGGGCUCAGCAAAUGACUUUUAAACUACACAUUCUUGAGUAUCAGAGGAUUUUACUCGAAAUUUGAAUUCAAUGUUAGAAUUUUGCAUGAUUAUCGCACAACCGCGUAAAUCCGUUAUCCGCGUAUACAGCUAUUUCAAUUAAGGUUGUCCACGAGUAAAGCGGAAAAGUCGAAUACGAGCGCGAAAGGCUGCUGGGAAUCGCUAAAACAUUAAUGAAUUUAUGUUGUAAAAUGCGGAUAAUAUAACCCUGCGAAGUUUGCCGUUUUUCAGUCAUUUUGUAUUACGCGGGGGAAAUUGACAGCCCAAUACCCUUUGGGGCUGUCAAUUUCCCGUUUGUAAUACAAAAUGACUGAAAAACGGCAAACUUCGCAAGGCUAUAUUAUCCGCAUUUUACAACAUUUCGCAACGGAACUUUGGAAUAUUACUAGUAAUUUUGUGAUGCUCUUUCAAGCUGUGAUGAAAUUUUUGUCUAGAUUUGUUGAGAUCAAAAUUUAGUCUAUAAUGCAAAUGGAACCCCUUCGUCAAUCACUUUUAUUUCAUUUUCUUAAUUCUGUAUUUUGCAGCUUGUAAUCCGGGUGGAAACACCAGACGUACAUCACCCACAGAACGACCCACAUCUCGCCCCAGCACCGUCAGACCGAAUAAAAUUCACCGACGAAUUUUCCGUUUCAUCGUAACAUCGAAACCAGCGCUGAAGAAGACAUGCAAUGCACCGAAUGAAUGUUUGACUGACUGUGGGGUAAAUAAAUACGUUCUUGGAAGAUACGGCUGCAAUAGAGGAUCAUGGUGUUGCGCAAGCAGAUAAGGAAGGACUACAAAAUAUAGGAAAGCUUUGGAAAGCUUGAAAUAGUACAAAAUGAAUUAUUUUGUAUUUUUUUCGAAUUGUUGCCUGGAAAUGGAUUUUGCAUGGAUAGUAAUCCAAUAUACAUUAUGCACAAAGUAUUUAUUUCCACUGCCUAUGAAUAUAGUGUUGUAAAAUAGACGAUUAUCAUCGAUAAGCAGAUUUGCUGUGAAUGUAUUUAUAAAUAAAUAAAGACACGAUAAGCUGACUUGCUGUGUAUGUAUGUAUGUAUAAAUAAUUAAAUAAAGACGAAGAAAUAC
Paramuricea clavata is the source of this 1389-nucleotide messenger RNA. Lineage: Eukaryota; Metazoa; Cnidaria; Anthozoa; Malacalcyonacea; Plexauridae. The record is from the annotation of a GenBank genome assembly.